AUGGCUCAAAAAGCGAAAAAAGACCGCGCCAAAUCCAACGCGGCCUCCCUCAACAACCUGCACAUCGGAUCCCUCGUCGUCCACGUGCUCUUCCUCCUCUCGCACUUUAUCUUCCGCUCUCGAUCUCUGCUCGUCUACGGCCUCGUCUCGGUCCCCAGCUUCAUCUGCGAAUAUAUCCUCGAGACGUCUGGCCGACCCAAGUACGAUGCCGCAACCGGCGCCCUCAAGAGCUCGGGCGAAGACCUGGCAGCUGCCGGCUUGACGGAGUACAUGUUUGAUGUCAUUUGGGUGACGUGGGGAUCCCUCAUCUCUGCGAUACUGUUUGGCAAAUGGGGCUGGAUGCUGUAUGCCGUGGUUCCUGCAUACGGCGCCUAUCUCGCCUACGGACUUUUGGGCAUGGGCAAGAAUGCACUCGCUUCGAUGCAAGGUGGUGGCAGUGCCGACAACAACGCCGCGCCGCAAGGAAACCGUCGAGCACGGAGGACUGCUUAA
Molecule: messenger RNA, 492 nt
Organism: Trichoderma gamsii
Lineage: Eukaryota; Fungi; Ascomycota; Sordariomycetes; Hypocreales; Hypocreaceae
Exons: 1
Coding region: 1-492 (163 amino acids)
Biological process (GO): vacuolar protein processing
Cellular component (GO): intracellular membrane-bounded organelle
Source: RefSeq, a predicted model, not a curated record